Molecule: messenger RNA, 2919 nt
Organism: Magnusiomyces paraingens
Lineage: Eukaryota; Fungi; Ascomycota; Dipodascomycetes; Dipodascales; Dipodascaceae
Exons: 1
Coding region: 1-2919 (972 amino acids)
Source: RefSeq, a predicted model, not a curated record
AUGCUUCCACAAGUGACUGAUCGGCAGGAUCAUGCUGCUACCACUGAUCCUUAUUUUCACCACCAGCACACCCAGCCUCACCAUUUGAAUUCUCUAGACGAAUCAUUAUUACCACCCUCAAAGCGUAGGCGUCCGGACCCGGGUCAUCAAACACAGCUCCAGCCUAAUGUAUGGCACUUCCCAGAAAUGACUUCAACUGCCUCAGGUCUUUGUGCUGUCUCCGCUCGUAGCAACAGAUCCUCGCCAACGGUUGGUAAUAUUUAUGACGAUCCUUCUUCUCACGAUUUGUCGGGCUCAGCAGGUGACCUCAACUCUUUAAUGAGUACGGUUGACAUGCAUCCAUUUGACCAUUCUUCUGUAAGCUCCGUGCACUCUUCAUCCUCAUCAGCUACGGUUCCGAACUCUUCUUCCUCAUCAUCAGUUCCUUCAUCAACGGACCCCUCUCAUUAUCAAAACUACCCAACUCAUCUGGCCCAUGAAAACACUGUCGCUACUCAAUACCAACCAGUCGAAGUCCAACAAUACCAACAAAUUCCAACUCUUCAACAAACUCCAUCCCCGCAACUUCAUCAUACUCAUCAGAGCCACCAUCAUCAAAAUCAUCACUUGCCUCCACCGCAGCUACUACCCACUUCACACUCUACGCCUGACCCGGAAAAGGAUCCGGAGCAAAUCCCUUCCGAACGCUACAACUUAACAACAUAUCUCCCCUUUUUUUUGCAGUCUCAAGAUACCCAACUUAAUGGAUACCCUAACUCCAUAGGUCAUUCCUCCAGUACCUCAAAUCAGCAAGGCCUUAUGACAUUUGAAACCAUCCACUCCAUUAUCCGUUCUGAGGAAGAGGAAAUGUUGGAUAUUCAACGACUAGGUCGCGUGCAGCUAAAUGGCCGCAUUGAAAUGUUUACGUGUAAAGAAUUCACUCUUAUUGAUCAACUCAAGGCUUUGUAUCAAUGUAAUCAUUGUUAUGGCAAAGUCGUCUAUGGACCCAACACUCGUUUCAUGUCUCACCUCCUCAACUGCCCCCUUGCACCUGCCCCCAUCAUCCAACAAUGCCGUGAAAUGGGUGUUUACGAUAUGAUCAAUAUGAAUGAUAUGCCCUUUAUCAUUUUCACAUCUCUCACAUUUGGAAGUCUCCAGCCAUUUGAGGUACUUAAAAGCCCAGUAGCACGGUCGCUUAUUUUUUCCCUCAAGCUUCCAUUAGAGACUUUUGCCUCACCAGCCGUGCUUAGUUACUUUUUCUCGCGUAUCCAAGCAUGGCAUGACGAUUUGUUCUUAAAGUAUUUUACCAAACCCACGCGCCUCACUCUCAGAGUUGAGGGCUGGGCUGAGUGGAACAGCAAAUAUCUCUACAUCGUCACCGCAACAACAUCAACAGGGAAAUCUUUCUUUGUGUCUGCGUUUGUGCUUGACUCACAACUAGUGCAAGCGUUUGCGCCAGAAAUGAAUAAGAUCCUGCGCUUCUUGCAGCAAAACCCUAAUAUUUUUAUUGUAGGGAUCGUUACCGACGGCUUCGUUAACUUGGAAAUGCUGCUCAGCAGCUCCAUCCAAUUCCGCAAAUCUCCAUACACCCCACUUCUGUCAACUCCAGUAACUCUCAACUUUUCUCAUUUGCUCAAUCUCAUGACUGAGUCUAUUUGUGAAUCAGAGCAGUUUAAGGAAGUUUUCGACAAAAUUAUGGAGAUUUGCUAUACGUUCCCCAACAGAUACAGAACUGUGGAACAAUUUUCUGGUGGAAAGUACUCAAAAAUCCCAUCGUACAAGUCACCCAAAAUGCCCAUCAAAGUGUACUCUGUUGCCGCAGUGCUAGCCAAGGUCCCUCACUUUUUAAAGCACUUUGCCAAUGAAGAGGUCAUGCAAUGUCUCAAGGAAAAAACAUUUUUUCACGAAAUUGAGACUCUUGUUGCCAUUUUCAAGGAAAUUUCAACUUGUCUUUGCAACUCCGAGCACGAUCUGUUUCGCCUUUCAGACGGUGUUGUUUUGCUAGUUCAACUUAUGGCCCAUGUUGAGGCUAUUGUCUCGGCAUCCAAGCUUUACCCUGAUCAAAAGACAGUAGUACUUGUGGGUCUGAAACGUGCCUUUGCGGAAUGGUGUAAUCAAGAUAUGGUUCUCGAAACGUUAUACCUUGACGUGCGCUAUAAUGUGCAAUUCACACCAGUGUCACUGGCGUAUAUUAAAAACAACAUCAAAACAUAUCUCCCAGUCAACAUUAAUAAUAACAAUAGCAGUAGCAGCAGCAGCACUAAUAACAGCAGCAGCAACAGCAGCAACAGCAAGACUGGAAAUAACGCCGAUGGGCUCAAGCAAAUCACCGCAGAGCUUGCUGCGUUUAAAACUGCACCAUACACCAUCUCGUCGAUCGACAUUCUGGAACACUGGAACAUGCUUGCCGGAGCAGGGUUCCCACAGCUUGCAAGCGUUGCGACACUGCUUCUCAGCGUGCUGGGAAACUCUAUCAGCUACGAACUGAACCACGCACAACGGGUAAGGUUUUCGGAGCCACUUAAGAGUGCGACAGAUAUUGAUGCUGUUGCGCCGGCAUUCCAAGCACACCAGAUUGCGGAACUUAUGGAACAAGACGAGCAGUGCAUGGACACGCGCAAGCACCCAGCGCUUCGCAAGUUUGUGGACCUGUGCCAUGAGCACCGUGCGGAGGAGGAGACUGCGGAGAUGAACCGACGGUCGCCGUAUCCGCCUAGCUACGAGGAGACGUCUUUUAACGUGAGCUGGGAGUAUGCGCGGUUCUUGAGCCAGGAAUAUAAAACUCUGGACACAAAGCCUCCUGCCGUGGAGUUUUCAUUUAGAAAUUGCGCGGAUAACGGUAAGGUUAUUUUCGGGCUGUCCGAAAAGUCAAUUUCGGAAACAAUUCUUACGGUGAUUGAUUAUUCGUCUUACCAGCGUAUCGUCAACAGUACAAAAUGA